CCUCCUGCCCGCCAGGGAGACUACAACACUCUUUCAGAUAUCUGAGAUCGCUUGUCCGAACGAAUGGCCAAAUUACGCCACAAUAAUGGCAUCGAUAGCGUCGCUGGGGAUUCACCAGCCGUCCGCGCUGCCGCAAUUAAUACGGGAACAUAUACUACCUGCGAACCCCAUCACUGAACAAUUCAAAUGGCAAACAAUUGAGAAUGAUGGGGAAGAGGAGGAGCUGGUCACUACAGAGACGAGUGUGGUAUGGUCUCAAGGUGGAGUCGUCAGGAAGCUCUUUCGAUUUGAUAUCGAAGGAGAAAAGGUGUCUCAAGCUGUUAUGGCCUGGUUUCCUUCAAAUGACCCACCCGUACGUCAGGAUGAAGACGAGCAAGCAAAGGAGAAUAAUUGCAAAGGGAUGAAGCCUCCUUCCAAGUCAUUUGCGUCCGCCUCAAAUGCCGGCAGAUCCACAUGGGCUUCGAAAUCGGAGUCAUCACGCCGUCGUCCAAGUCUCAAGGAGCGCAAUAAGAAAUACACCAAAAUGUCAGAUGAGCAAAAAGGUGGAAAUCCUCUUUCAAGGGCCCUAGUGGUCUUUCUCAAGACACAGGCCCAUGUGUACUUCCUCUCUGGUACCAGCCAUGUUAUCAAUUUGCCAUUCGAGGUUGGCCCGGUAUUUCCUGCUCCUCAUGGCGUGGUGAUUCAACGCAAGAUGCGCUCUGUCCCUGCUGCUCAGGCUCCAGAGUCACAAAUGCCCCCGCCAGCGCCUCCGAACUCAUUCAUCUCAGCGGAAGCUCAGCCUUGGGGCGCUUCUAGUUUUCAACCGUCAAUCUCCUUUGCAAGCCUAGCAUCUUCAAUUACUCGGCAGUCAACACCUCCACCACCUCCAUUUGAACAGAUGAUCUCUCCUCCGAAACCACAGCUAGAUGAUAGUCGAGUGCCCAAAUUCUUUAUAUUGAGCGAUCCGUUAUCCGAGAUGGGUCUUAUUGUUGCUGGAAACGGCCCCCAGAAUGGAUUGCACUUUGAUAAUCCUUUGGACACGGGCACAACGAAUCUGGAUCCGGCCGAGGAGCUUAUUUUCAUCUCAAACCAGGAAGAAUUUAGCUCUUUGGAUAUUAUAGCCGGUGAAGAGCCACCGCUUACCUUAGCUGUGACCCUGAAUACUCAAACUGGAUUUUACACGAUUUGGACAAUGAACUAUAUACUGCCGGAGCCCGCUUCAAGAAACGAGCGUGGAAGGAGUAUAAGUGCUAGUAAUUCAAGGAGAAGGAGUCGAAGAAGCUCCUAUGGUCCUGGCGCUGGCACUGGAGCAUCAACCCCUAUAGCGCCCAGUUUCGGUGGCUCGAGAGAAAGCUUCGGCGGCGCCAUGCGGGCGUCCAGUGCGUCCUUUCAACACAGUGCUUUAGGCCCAAGCAACGACGACAGCAGACUCGAUGACGAGGAUGAAUUGGCAUCACAAAUUGACCCUGAUUUUGAAGAUGGAGCUGCACCAGCAAAGCAGUCAAGGCGAGUGAGUUCCUUAUUAGCUCGCACGGAUGUCUCUACCGGUCAUGAUAGAAUGCCUUUCUCUGGUUUGCCCAGCAGCCACCUCUCUGCAUCCACAUCUCACAAUGGCGGCUCGAAGCGUGGCGAAUCCUUUGGAGGCUAUAGUAGUCGCGGUAGCUUCGGAGUGAUGACAACGGGUUCGCGGCAGUCUACCAGCGGCCAGUAUCUUGGAAUUCAUCGUGACAGCUCAACAGCUCCUGUAGAUAGGCUCCUCGAGGAACUGAAUGCUGGCGGCACGCUCGAGGGCUUCGAAGACUUGGGCCUCUACGAUAUGACCGAAGGACUUAAGAAGGAGAUCGUUAUGAACAAAGUCACAAGUUUUCCUAUUGAACAGCAUGGGCAUCCUCUUCAACCAAAUGAGCAGCGCGCAUCUGGAAGAGACAUAGUAGUGUCGACUGUAUGCACACCAUAUCUAUCAGAAGGCAAUGAUGUUGGCUGCGGAUGUAUUGUUGUAUACAUUGUUGACAAGCAGUCGAAAAAGGCGCUCAUGGUAGGCCUUCAAGUUCAACCACUUCAACAGUACAGACGAAAUAUUCGCCGGAAACACAAAGGCUCUGGCUUGGGCUACUCCCUUCAUCUGAUUGAGGAGAAGAGGGGGGAAGGGAUUAUUGAUGCAGUUCGACUGAGCGACGGACCAAUGUCCCGGAUGCUCAUUCUUAGCGAUACGGAAAAUGGCCAUGGUCAGCUGUCAUUGCAAGCGCCUUGGAGCACAACUAUGCGGAUCGAUUUGACCGAAGGGUUGGAACCCGGUGAUGUUGAUCGUUUCAGGCUCUUUGUGCCGCCGGACGAGGGCCGGCUUCAUCAAAAUGCACCAUUUGUACCAUCUCGCUCUCCGCUGCGGGGUUUGGGCUAUGUUGGUCCUAACGGCAAGGUAACUCUUAUCGAUGCCGAAGGACAGAAACAUAGAAUCCAGGUGCAAAUGAGGCCGCGCAAUGAACAUGUGGCCAGAAUACUUGACGCUUGCUUUUUCGUUCUUCCCGGGCUAGAACGAGGUGGCGAAGGUCUUCUUGUGGGCUAUUGGGAAGUUCGAAAAUGGCUGCGGCUCAGGAAAGAACCUGCAGCUGAUGAGGAGUGGACUUCUUUAAUCGUUCUUUUGUUCACUAUGGCGGUGGGUUUCAUCGAAGACAAGUCGAUAAGGCAAACCCCGCGCACGAGGGCACGCAGAGGUCUGCAUCUAAGAUCAGACAGCGGCGCAAAUGUAGGACUCACCAGCUGGGAAGCGAUGCUAAAACAUGAAAACAGCUCGGGUGGCCUGUCACCCGAAUGGAUGAGGAAUCCUGCAUGGAGCUGGGUCAAGGACGAGAUUAGGACUCGAAUGCAAGAGCCCGAUCCAAGAGGAGGGUUAAAAAGCCCCCACCCACUUCCUGGUUCAAACGUAAGCGCCUCCACGAAGAAUAGUUUCCUGAUUGAUUGCGCGAAAUUGGCGCGUGAAUUCCUGCGAUCUAGCGCAGGGAAGGCCGCCGCUGGCUCACAGGGAUAUCUUCCCACGGCGGCUUCACGAGAUAAGGAGGUUCGAAGAACAGCCCUUGCAAUGGUCCUUGUCGGACUUCACCUCAUACACGAGGAGCAGAAGCUUGAUUUGUUAACAAGCGGACCAUUGAACACAUCGGCUGGUGGAUUGACACCUGUCCUAGCACAGAUUGGAGGAUGGCUGGGCUGGUCUGGAUGGAGCGCGCAGGCCUCAAGCUACUAUAGUGUAGAGGAUGAUGAUAUGGAACUGUGGGCAUUUGACGAAGCCACAAUCACCUUGCUGGAUGUGCCCGCACCGCCUUUUGACCCGCCGUCGAUUUUGUCAUGGGCAGAGCAAUGUUUCGAACCCAGUAAUGGUACACAAUUUUUCUCGUUUGCAGAGAUCUCAUCGUCCUUGCCUCACGUUAGUCCGAGUAGAUUUGGCAAGGCUUCACGUCGUUGGACCUUGAGAGAAGCGGAGAGACUCACGCCCUACACAUGCCUGGUAACAAGUAUUUAUAAGCGACUUUGUCUCAAGGAGUCGUCAUCCGCCGAUCUCUUGGAAUACAUGGUAAAGCAUGAGGAUGUCACUAGAUUUCUGCGGACGUUGCCAGAAGGACUCAUAGCUCCCUUACGUGAAGCCAUUAGCUGGAGUCAAGCGAAUCCUCCAACGACAUGGGAUGAAACCUUACUGGAUCUCGUUGGGAGAGAUGAUAUCAAAAUGCUCCUUUCUAGGGAACCACGUCCUACGUUUGUCCCAACAUUGUCUGAGCCAAGUCAGGAGGCAAAGCAUGACGUUCAUAGUAUAUGCGUUACUUGUGAUGAAUCUGGGCCUAUUACAGUAUUUGAUGGCUCCGCUGAUGUAGACAGAAAUGCCAUCACAAGACUUAUUUUCCACGAAGACCGACGUUUCGCUGAAGCUUUCAGACUCGUUCAUCAGCUGAAACCUGCCGUGGCUCGUUGCAGUCCGGAGGCAGAUUGGACGGAGACUGAUCUCUUGGAAGCCCAGAAGGAGCUUGUUUCAAGAGUAGUCAUUCGGACUUUGGCCUUACCUCCAGGGCGCGGACUUCUUUAUUAUAGCGCCAGAGUUCCAUUACUCACAGAGAGAAUUACAGUUCCAGGGUUCAAUCUGAGCUGCAUUAUGCGGCCAUCUAAUAACACCGUUACCGCUGAUAAGAAUACAUAUUCCGAGGAAAAGAUCUGUUGGGCAUUCUUCCACUCUGGCGUCGCAACGGGCCUGACAAUUUCGCGCGAAGCAAAAGGAAUAGAUACGUCAUGGAUAGUCUUCAAUAAACCUCCAGAGCUCAGCAAUCGACAUGCGGGCUUCCUUCUAGCUCUGGGCUUGAAUGGCCACUUAAAGUCCGUGGCAAAGUGGGUUGCUUUUAAAUACCUGACGCCCAAGCAUACUAUGACUUCUAUCGGCCUUCUUCUAGGAUUGGCAGCAUCUUACUUGGGCACCAUGGAUACGCUGGUGACUCGACUUCUUUCAGUUCACGUCACACGAAUGCUUCCUCCGGGAGCAGCCGAACUUAACCUGUCUCCUCUCACACAGACUACAGGUAUCAUGGGCAUCGGUCUCCUCUAUUGUAACACUCAACACCGCAGGAUGACUGAAAUAAUGCUUUCUGAGAUUGAGCAUAUCGAGCUGGAAGAUCCUUCUACUCCAAUCAGCGGUCUCCGCGAUGAAGGAUACCGAUUAGCCGCGGGAUUCGCAUUAGGAUACAUCAAUCUAGGAAAAGGACGAGACUUGAGAGGGCUUCACGAUAUGCAUAUCGUUGAACGUCUUCUCUCGCUCGCAGUUGGAACCAAGAAAGUCAACAUUGUCCACAUCCUAGAUAAAUCCAUUGCUGCAGCCAUUGUGGCCAUUGCGCUCAUUUUCAUGAAGACUCACGAUGAGGCCUUGGCCCGACGGAUUGAUAUCCCAGACACUAUUCUCCAAUUCGAUUACGUUCGACCGGACAUUUUCCUCUUACGCACAUUGGCUAGCAACCUCAUCAUGUGGAACAAAAUCGAGCCAAGCCUAGAGUGGAUCAGAAACAAACUCCCUAAGCCCUAUCGUGCACGCGCUCAACUGAACAAUGCCACCAAACCUCUAAGCAGCCAAGACAUGCCGUUCUUCAACAUUGUUGCCGGCCUCUGUUUCAGCAUUGGACUUCGCUUUGCUGGCUCUGGCUCGCUCCCCGUCCGCGACCUUUUACUCCAUUACCUGGAUCAGUUUAUGCGUCUCUGCAGACAACCCGCUCCCAGUUUCGACAGCAGACUCGCCCGCAGCACUGUCCGUAACUGUCAAGACGUUGUCGCACUUUCUUGCGCCGCCGUCAUGGCUGGAACCGGCGACCUUCUUCUCUUCCGCCGUCUGCGCUCUCUCCACGGCCGCAUCGACGGCGAUACUCCCUACGGCUCCCACCUUGCAGGCCAUAUUGCCAUUGGCGUGCUCUUUCUUGGCGGCGGGACCUUCACAUUCGGCACAUCGAACCUGGCUAUUGCAUCUCUCCUCUGCGCAUUUUAUCCUCUCUUCCCUACCGCAGUCCUCGACAACAAAUCCCACCUCCAAGCCUUCCGCCACUUUUGGGUCUUUGCCGCCGAACCCCGCUGCCUCAUUAUCCGCGACGUCGACACCCACCGGCCCAUUUCCCUUCCUGUCCAAGUGCUUCUCCGCGACGGCAGCUCUCGUCGCCUGACCGCCCCCUGCCUGGUUCCGGAGCUCCACGACGUCCAUUCCCUGUCCACAAGCUCUCCCGAGUACUGGUCCGUCACAAUGGACUUUGCAAACAACCCUUCGCACCUCGCGGCCUUUAAACGCAAUCAAACAAUCUACGUCCGCCGCCGUGCUGCCUUUGACGCACUCUACUCUUCUUCAAUCUUCGAUGCUACGCUGCAAACUCUCAACGACUCGCGCUUCUUGCAAGCUGUCUGCGCCGACGCCAACAACGGCCAGAAACAGAACGCAUUCGAUUGGAUCUUCCAACUCCCUGCAUUCAAGAACCUCGACCGCGCUGCAGCCGCGCUGGUGUUGCCCCCGUCAAACUCAUCGUCUUCCUUGUCUGCAGGCGCGGACGUAGGCGUUUCCGGGGCCGCGGCAAAUACCACUGGCACGAACGCCACAGCUGCUAGUGGCGGCGUAGCAGGAGCAAUAGGCGGCGCGUUCACCCCCUUGCAGCCGAGUCUCGAAACGACAGUUGUCGAUGAUAGACUGGUUUUCGAAAACGCAAGUAUUGCCAGUGGAAAUAGAGAUCGUCUUUUGAAUCUAAGAUUGCUGUUCACCUGGGCAGAUUGGAUGGAGAAACAUAAUGGAGGGAAAGAAUUACGAUGGUUGGGACGCGAAGUUGUAGAGCGAUUGAGAGCAGCAGUGUGGAUGGCUGGGAAUAUGGCGGAGGAGAAUGAGGAGGAGCAGGCGGAGGUGGAGGAGUACUAGUAGUAGAAGUGGAUUGUUGUUGGGUUCGUUGUUUCUUGAGGUGUUAUAUUGCAUUUCAUGGUAUCUCAUCAUAUUGCAUUGUAUUUCCUAUUGCUCUUGCUCCUUAGCUCUAGCAUUUUCUUGGCGUUGAAUCAGCGCAUUCUGGUCUAUGAUUAUCUUCUUACCCUUUUGCGUUUAGAUUUUUUUUUUUCCAAGGGUAAAAUUCGUUCAUCUUUAGGGGCCGAGCAAUUUC
This is a messenger RNA of Xylona heveae TC161, 6620 nucleotides long. RefSeq lists its product as hypothetical. The coding region runs from base 86 to 6388 and encodes 2100 amino acids. The record is from RefSeq and is a predicted model, not a curated record. Gene Ontology annotation, biological process: protein K11-linked ubiquitination; anaphase-promoting complex-dependent catabolic process; metaphase/anaphase transition of mitotic cell cycle. The transcript has 3 exons. NCBI's taxonomy places the organism in Eukaryota, Fungi, Ascomycota, Xylonomycetes, Xylonales, Xylonaceae. Gene Ontology annotation, cellular component: anaphase-promoting complex. Gene Ontology annotation, molecular function: molecular adaptor activity.